Messenger RNA from Lotus japonicus, 3996 nucleotides. RefSeq names its product protein TIME FOR COFFEE-like. Gene Ontology annotation, cellular component: nucleus. The transcript is spliced from 10 exons. Gene Ontology annotation, biological process: regulation of circadian rhythm. NCBI's taxonomy places the organism in Eukaryota, Viridiplantae, Streptophyta, Magnoliopsida, Fabales, Fabaceae. The record is from RefSeq and is a predicted model, not a curated record. The coding region runs from base 203 to 3484 and encodes 1093 amino acids.
GGGUUGGUGUUAUUAUUAUUAUUAUUGUUCUCAAAAUAUUGCAUGAUUCACACACCGAGUGAGAAGCGGAAACCACCACCACUUCUUUCGGUGUCAAAGGAAUCCGAGCCUCUCGCCGCCGCGCGUGCUGGGAUUCCGGUGACGCAUCCACUGAUUUCUCGGCUUAAUUAUUACAUGACACAUACAACACAGAAAUCUCCAGAUGAACAACAAUAGAACCACCAGAAGAUCAUCCAUGCCUUCCACUCCAAAUGCCUUCCCUAAACGCCGUCACUCCUCCGAUCAAAACCACCGCAGAAUCUCCUCCGCGCCUCUCCGCCACUUCGAUAUCACCGGCGAAAUGAUCGGCGCCACCGUCCCCAGGAAAGCUCGUUCAGCUUCUGUGAAAAGACCGCAUGAGAGUGCGGUGGAGGAGCAGAGUUUACAGACUGAAGCGGCGUCGCCGUCGUCUUUUCGGAAGAAGAUGAAAUCGAUUGAACCGGAAACUCAGAUUCCGAAGGCGGCGGCGUCGCCGGCGACGACUGAGGAAGACAUCGAGAUUGAGAUAGCUGAGCUUCUCUUCGGGUUAAGGUCAUCCACUAACCGCGACUCUUCUUCUUCGCAAAAGCUUGGAGCAAACGAUUCACAUCCUCAACGGAGUGCUAGCCCUUCCAUGGAAGCUGAGGAAGAGAAAAUGGAAGAUUACUCUGUGGCUGAGAACAAUUCAGCUGCUGAAUCAGUUAGAAUUGAAAAUGAACAACCUGAGAAAAUAGAGAAAGCUUCACCUGGAUCAGCGAUGAUUUCGGGUUGUCACGAGGAUGAGAAUGCUGCUUCUGGUAAAGAAGUCGGGUCAUCCGAAUUCCCAAAGGAGGACAAUGAGAAAGACAAUAAGAAUUCAGGUGAUACUGUGAAUGGAAGAUCAGAACUCUUAUCAGGCUCCAAGUCUAAAAUGGAUGUUGAUAAACUGGGUUCUGUUUCUACCAGAGAGAUUUCUGCUGUUCCGGGCGCCAAUGACCAACGAGCGGACAAGUUUGAGAUUGAUCUGAUGGCUCCUCCACCUAUGUCCCUAUCCGCGGAGAUGGGUAACUUAUCAAGGUGUGUUAAGAAAGAGGAAAUGAAGGAAGAUGUGAAGAUAAAAUUUGAUUUGGAAAAUCAGGACAGGAAUGAGGAGCAACUUCUCACACUGACAAGUCCCAAAGUGGAGAAAAGUGUUCAAUCCAGCUCAAUGCCUUUGUCAAAAGCUGUAUCAGAAUGGCCAAACUGUCUCUCUCUACAUGGAUACGGGCCUCCCAUGGAAACAGUUGUGAAGACAGAGAAAACCACAGGAUCAACGACAGGCCAAGAGAGGGUGAAUUUUGCUCUCUCUAAGCCUCGAACUAAAAGAUGUGCUACCCAUCAUUGCAUUGCCAGUAACAUCUUCAGGCACCAGCAAUGUGCAAUGAUGAACCCCCUUUUGCCAUUAGCUAUUGGCUUUGGUUCUCUGGGUGACACAGAGCCCAGCUAUGUCAAUAGAAUGCGGUCUGCAGAAAAUGUGGUUGUCCGGAAGCAGUCUCAAAAGCACUCACCUGGCAUGGACCAAAAUGCUGCACAAGGGAAGGGAAGGGCUGGCGCAAGUGAGUUUAGUCUUGCUGCAACCAAAAGUCCUGGUCCUGCCAACCCAAUGGACUCGAUACAAAUGAAGCAGCUUGUGCUUCAGCAAGGUCAUCCAGGGUCUUUUGGCAAUACACUGCAUGGUCCUACUUUCCUAUUUCCUCCGGGCCAACAUCAAGCAUCUGUAACAACAGCUACUACUCAGGCAGGUGCUGCGAGCUCCAUUAUCAGUUCUUCCUCAUCUAGUAAAUCCCAUAGUUCAGCAGCUGGUUCUUUUAGUACCUCAACACUGCCAGCAGUUCCCUCUCCGAUGAGCUUCAGCUACCCAAAUUUGUCUAUCAAUGAUACUCCAUAUAUGACAACAGUUCAGAAUACUGGGUAUCCAUUCCCGUUUUUAACUCCUCUUGGAGCAUCCGCAGCUAUCAGAGGUGCAAGCCCUGCGCAAUCAACACCUAUACUCAAUGGGCCUUUGUACUCAUCUCAAAUGUUCCAUACCCUUCAGUAUCCACAACAGCAUCCUCAUUCCCAAGCAAUGGUUCAACCAAGUUAUCUUAAUGCAAGCUCUUCAAGUGUUUUGUCAUCAUCUCAUAAGCAGUCACAGGGUAUGCAAGUUAACCACAAUGUUUUGCCCUCUACCUCUAUGCAACUACAGCAGUCACAAAAGGAGCACACCUCGUUCUCUCGUACUUCUAAGCUUGAGACUGGGAUGGCUGGAGAGAAUGCCGUAUCUGUUGCUAGUGGAAAAAAUCACUCCCAAAAGAAUGUGUAUGGACAGAAGUUCACAAUUCCAGUUCAGCCACUGAACCUUUCUUUCAGGCCAUCUGCAGCAUCAGACAAUUUUGCUGGCAAUAGUGGAAAUUUUGGUGACAAGCAGCAAUUGCCACAGGCUGUGAAAGGGGGAGCUGAGCAAAUACCAUCUCAAGCAUUUGCAAUAUCGUUUUCUGGAUUUAACGGGACCAGUGCUCCUUCAAAUCUUAACUUCUCAACCAUGGCACAGAACCCAGUGAUAUUUCAGAGCCUGCCUGAUGUUGCAUGGCCUGGGUAUCAAGCUGUAAGUACAUCUCAUUCUACUCAGCAAAAGAUAUAUUCGCUUAAUGAAGGGAAGAGUGGAGGUAAUUCUUCCCACCAAGAUGAUGAAAUGAAAGCCACCUCUGGGAAGCCAUCAACCAAUGGGCCAACUACUCUUGUUUUUGAUAAUUCAUCAAAAAAUCUCAACUUUGCUUCAUCUUCCAUGAAUGGAAACCGGCCUAGUCGUUCCAUUACUUCAAGUGCAGCAACCUCAAGUUUGCCUCUUUCUAGCAAUGCUUCAAAUUAUCAACAGCCACCGCAGUUUCUUCAUCUUCAGCAGCAGCAUGGUAUGUUGCAGCAGCAUCCUGCUAUGGCUACUCUAUAUAAAGCAUCAUCAACUACAUCUAAUGCUACAACAGCUACGAAGUUUUUUAACGGUCCCCCGGUUUUCACACAAACUCAAACUCAGUGCAAAAGUUCUAAUCAAGCUUCACAGUCGAAAAACUCGGGAAAAACCCCAGAUUCUCAGGUUACAUCUAUUAUAACAUCUACUACACCAACCUUCAAAAACAAUUCUCAGGAACAUGGAAGAGUUAUACAGGGUCAUAAGCAAAUAUCUUUUGGGGGAAAUUACAUGUCGUCCCUGCCACCCCAAGGGCAACAACUACUCAGUAACAACCAGCCUCUUGGUUCAACUGCAACAGUUGCUGGGAUUCCACCUCAUGGGGGCAACUUGAAGACAAAUUCCCAGGGGAGCAAAGUUGGUCCAUCGAUGAACACUUCGCAGACGCAACAAACUGAGAAUUCCUCUGCUGGGACAGGCCAAAAAUCUUCCCCAGUUUGUGGGAGAAAUGUCCCAUCGAUUUUGAGCUCAUGCCCUAGCCAACUAUCUGAGCUGAAGUAUUAAAAAACAUAGUUACUUCAUCUUGACAAAAAGGUUAUCUCUAACAAUCAGCACACCUGGGAGAUACUUACUGCUACUACUUAUUUUUCAAACUGCACUGCCCUUGAAGAUUGAGGGCAAACGUUUUGGGUUGGAAUAUUAUGUUGCAGUUCUGAGGUGGCAAACUAGGAGGAAAUGGAUAAAGCUAUGAUGUGGAUGCACUCAUCUGAUAUUCAUUCUGGUGAGAUGACAGGUACUGCUGCCAUUUUUACUGGUGAGUGAUAAUGAUUGAACUAAAGGAAGUUGGGAUACAUGGGCCUACAGUUUUGUAAUCAAAUCAAAGUAGGAACCACUUUCUUUGUGGAAGGUUAUUUACUUGUUGACGGGGUCUUAUUAUUUGAUGCGUUAAAGGCAAUUCUGAUACGUAGGCCUAGAUAUAAAUACAUCAUGACUUUUUCUUAUUUUGCUCGCAUAGCAAGAAAUGUACUUAGAAAAUAGAACUAUUUUUUAUAAUGGAAUCUGUAGUUAUUUCUUUC